AUGUAUGACUUUGGGCAGUUUUGUCUAAGAGAAAUUAGGGGCUAUUUUUUGGCAUGUUCUUUGGGAAUGGCGCAGAUCCAGGGGAGGAGUCCUCCCACUGUGCAGGUCAGGUCUUUUACAAGACAAGGACAGCAGAGGAGGAUUUGCAAGGGCCUCCCUCUGAAAACCAGGAAGAAUGGACUCUCACCUGGGAUGAGGACUUGCUUUCUUUACCUCCGGUUCUUUCCAUGUCUUAGUUGGAUGUCCCUGAAAUGGACACAGGCUGUGCCAUUGUGCCAGAAACAUUGUUGUUAUCUUUUAUGUUGUUGUUGUGUUAAACUAUGA
Rangifer tarandus platyrhynchus (Svalbard reindeer) is the source of this 324-nucleotide messenger RNA. The record is from the annotation of a GenBank genome assembly. NCBI's taxonomy places the organism in Eukaryota, Metazoa, Chordata, Mammalia, Artiodactyla, Cervidae.